CAAAAAGCAAAUUGAAUGUGUGUGUUGCAGUGCUCUGUAUCCUGUGGUCUGGGGAUCCAACGUAGGGAGCCAGUGUGUCAGAGGUUGACCUCAGCUGGACAGCAGGUGAUGCUGGCGAGGAGGCUCUGCGACGGCCUCUCCUCUCCACCCCUGGUCAGGACAUGCCGAAUGAUCACCUGCCCUAAACAUAAGACAGAGAUGAACCCCAGACAGCUUGUGAAGGAAGCAUCCAGAAUCAACCAGCAGCCCACAAAGGAGACAGGGAAGGAAGCAUCAAAGGAAACAAUCAAGGAGCCAGUAAAGCGCUGUCCGUUGAUUCUAGGCUUGAGUCGUAUCUACAUCCAGACCCGGCAGGAGAAACGCCUCCACCUGACCAUCGGUGGGCGUGCUUACCUCCUACCAAAAACCUCCCUGAUCAUCAAAUGCCCUGUCCGGCGCUUCCAGAAAGCCUACAUCCGUUGGGAGAAGGACGGCCGCCCCCUGCACAGCUGCAAGCGUCUGGGCGUCACCAAAUCUGGUUCUCUAAAGAUCCACAGCCUAGGAGUUGUGGACAGUGGGGUGUACGUGUGUAUCGCCGGCCCCGCCUCAGACACAUUCACCCUUAAACUGAUUGGCAGCGACAGCAGACUGAUCGACCGACCGAUUGAAAACGAAUCGGACCCCGAACCUGGCCUAGACCUGACCAGGAUUCAACCGCGAUUCAACCCUCAGGACUGGGACACCCAGGGUCUUCCUCACUGCCUCCCGUUUACCCCCAGCCUCAAAGGUCCCAGUCUGUCUCUGCUGCCCGGUGGUGUGGAGGCCUCGGUGCUGCAGGUGCAGGCGGGGUCCUUGGUGCUGCAGCCCUGGAGCCUGGAGGAGAGGGUGAGGAACGUGAGUCUGCAGGCGGAGAUGGGAGAGAUCAGCCAGGAACAGGCUUCUCAGAUCAUCUACACCCUAAUCACAGAGAUGUCUGGAGGCCAACAGGCCUCCACAGAGCAGUGGAAAGGGACCAAGGAGGAGACGGGGAACCCAAAAGACCGGACACCAAACUCGUCAGAGUGGUCGGCUAGUAGCUUCAAGAGACCAGUGAUCAUCCGACAGAGGCAGAACCCCCCGAUGACCUUCCAGAGGAGUCUGAACAUCAGUGUUGGCCAGACAGCCUUCCUGACCAACGCCACGCGGCAGCUGUACCUGCUCUGCCCCACAGAGGGCAUCCCGCAGCCCCAAAUCACCUGGACCAAGGACGGAGUAGAGCUACAACUAACUGACAGGGUACACUGGGAUAUCUCUGGCGGACUGCAUAUCUCUAGUCCUGGGCCGGGGACAGAGGAGUGUACAGAGCCUCCUGUGAUAGCUGUGUCGUGGAGGAACGUAUCGGACAAGGAAGUCCCCAGUCUGAGGGCCGUGGUGGGGGGACGGGUCAGCCUACGCCCUGGGGCUAACCUAACUCUAGACUGCCCCGUCACAG
Messenger RNA from Oncorhynchus tshawytscha (Chinook salmon), 1450 nucleotides. RefSeq names its product ADAMTS-like protein 3. The annotation marks the transcript as partial. Lineage: Eukaryota; Metazoa; Chordata; Actinopteri; Salmoniformes; Salmonidae. The transcript is spliced from 6 exons. The record is from RefSeq and is a predicted model, not a curated record.